This is a messenger RNA of Ostrinia nubilalis (European corn borer), 3919 nucleotides long. RefSeq names its product laminin subunit beta-1-like. The coding region runs from base 528 to 3785 and encodes 1085 amino acids. The record is from RefSeq and is a predicted model, not a curated record. Gene Ontology annotation, cellular component: basement membrane. The transcript has a single exon. NCBI's taxonomy places the organism in Eukaryota, Metazoa, Arthropoda, Insecta, Lepidoptera, Crambidae. Gene Ontology annotation, biological process: animal organ morphogenesis; tissue development.
UCAUAGUCAAUAAUCUGAAGACCAGUAUGAAUUAUAACGUUUUGAUAAGAUAUGAACAACUUUCACCUACGAAUUGGGAAGAAGCAACUACACUCAACAUCAAAUAAACCGCACCUUCCGCGACGCGAACUUUAAAGAUUUUCUUCUGACACAAUUAUGGUACCCCAACAAUAUUGGUGUUAUUUGAAAGCCCAAUAAAUAUCCUUAAAGAAAAAUACAUUUCAUUUCUAAAUAAAUGAUUAACAUAUACCAUAAAUGUUACUUGAAAAUAGACCUCACUUUGGGCUCACCUCUGGGAUCAAUUAGACCAAUUUUUAUGGUUAUAAAACCAAAUAAAGAUCACACGACGUGUCCUCUUUAACAGAUGGAUAGCGAUUAAUCCUAACUUAACAGUUUUACAGUCAUAAAAAAUGGCUAUAGCGUAACUACCUAUUUUUUGAAGAUGUGACUCUGGAUCCUUGUAAAGACACAUUUUUGGGGUAAAAACCUUUCCUUUAAUGAAAUGAAGUUUAGAACUAGGCUUUCAAAUGGUACCAAUGUUGGUGGGAAGUGGACGUUUGAUAAGUGCUUGUCGCGGAAGGUGCGAUUUAUUUGAUGCCGAGUGUAUAUUAGUAAAACGACCGUUACCAAUAGACUAUGAUUCACCUUGUGCAAAUGUGGGUCCCGAAGAUGUUACAGUAUCAACAAGUUUGCCUGCUAAUCAACGUAGUGUUUUGGUUACGCCGCCAGUGUGCUUAGAAAAGGAUAAAGAUACAGAAAUAAGGAUAUAUUUAGGUAGACAAGAUGGCCGAACAUCAAAUGCAAGAGCAUCAUCGCUAAUUGACUCCAUUGUUCUUAUUCCGUCUUUUGAUGACAUACCCUUCUUCGCAAAUAGAAGUGAUUUGAAAGAGGAGUUUGACCUAUCGGUCAAACUAUUGAUUGUGGAAAUUCAUAUUAGGUACUACAGCCUUAAUAGAGACACAGUGCCAGAAAUUUGCAAAAAAUAUCAUGCUAGUAUUGGAUUUUACAUCCGCAAUGGCACUGAAUCAUGCCAGUGUGAUCCUUCAGGAUCAAAAAGUCAUCAGUGUAACUCCUACACAGGAUACUGUCAAUGUGUGAAAAAUAUCGUCGGACCCAGAUGCGACCGCUGUGCGCCAGGCACAUAUGGUUUUAGUAAAUUCGGCUGCAAGCGCUGCGACUGCAACAGCAUAGGUUCACUUGAUAAUUUUUGCGAUGCUACAAGUGGUCAAUGCAAAUGUAGAGCCAAUACAUACGGAUGCGCAUGUGACCUAUGUCAGCCUGGUUAUUAUAACUUCCCGAAUUGUCAACAAUGCGACUGUAAUGGUCAUGCAAUGGAAUGUGACGAUAGAACUGGUGCAUGUAAAGAAUGUAGAGACUUCACCGAAGGCCACAGAUGUGAGCGAUGCAUAGAUGGAUAUUACGGUGAUCCUCGACUUGGUGUAGAUAUACCUUGCCGUCCUUGUCCUUGUCCAGGUGUUAAAGGUGAUCCUAACAAGAGCAGUCACGCUGAUCGAUGUGAAUUAGACUCCGAAACGAAAGAUGUGGUGUGUGAUUGUAAAGAAGGAUAUGCCGGUCUUCUUUGUGAUGUGUGCGCUGAUAACUACUUUGGAGACCCUAUUAAAGGAACCUGUGAAAAAUGCGAGUGUAAUGAUAAUACCGAUAUUACAAAACCUGGUAACUGUGAUCCUUAUACUGGUAAAUGUUUACAAUGCUUACAUAAUGCAGCAGGUGACCAUUGCGAAGUUUGUCAAGAAGGAUAUUACGGUAAUGCAGUCGAAAAAGCUUGUUAUAAGUGUAACUGCUCUGUUCUUGGAACAAACUUUACCAGAGGAAAUUGUGAUGGUAUCACAGGUCAAUGUCCAUGUUUCAACAUUGUUAAAGGUGUAAAUUGUGAUCAAUGCACAGAUAAUCACUGGCGAAUAGCAGUGGGAACAGGGUGUGACCCUUGUGAAUGUGAUCCUAUAGGAUCUUUAUCACCUCAAUGUAAUCCCUAUAUUGGAAAAUGUGAUUGUAAACCUGGUCAUGGAGGAAGACAAUGCGAUCAGUGUCAGGAAAAUCACUGGGGUGACCUGAAUUUGGAAUGUCAUGAAUGUGAAUGUGACUUACGUGGAUCUAUAUCACAACAAUGUAUGAGAGAAAAUGGAUCAUGUAUAUGUAAGCCUGGUAUUGGCGGAUACAAUUGUGACUUAUGUGCUCGAAGUUACCUUGGAGAAGCUCCCGAUUGCUACGCCUGUGGAGAAUGUUUCGAUAACUGGGAUCGCCUUAUUAAUGAUUUACGUAUCCAAACUGAUUAUGCUAUCGGAAAUGCCAGCAAAAUAAAAGUCGUAGGUGCUACAGGUGCUUACACUAGAGAUUUUGAUGAAAUGACUAAGAAGUUAGCGGAAGUAGAAAACAUGCUUCAAAGCGCUAAAAUGGGGCAAACAACAGUUAAAGACCUUUUAUCAAAUAUCAGUAGCUUACAAGAUCAACUAACGUCAGUAGAACAUAAAGUUAAAGAUGCCAAUGAUAAUCUCAAUGACAUAACAUCAAAAAUCAAUUUAGGUAACGUCACAUUAGAUGGACUAAGAAACAACAUUCAAAACUUGAAAGGUAAGACCAUUGAACUUGGCAGCAAUGCAACGAAAUUGCAAGAGGCCAAUCUAGAAGGCGCCCUAAACUUAACUAGAGAAGCAAAACAAAGAGCUGUCAAAGCAUCAGAUGAAGCAGAAGGAGUACAAACAAUAAUUGCUAAUACUGAUAGGCAAAUCAAAAAUACAGACAGGUUAAUUGAAUUGCAGUAUACAAACUUUAAUAAUACACAAAAUGAAAAUGAUAAAAAGCUAGAUGAUAUGGAAUCACAUUUGCCUAAGCUAAACGAAAAAAUGUGUGGUCAAGAAAGUGAUAGCUGUGACAUUUGUGGAGGCGCCGGUUGUGUAAAAUGCGGCGGAAUAUCUUGUGACCAAGGAGCUGUUACAAAAGCGGAACAAGCAUUAGAUUUUGCCAAUAAAACUGAACACAGAAUCAAAGAACACGAAUUAACAGCAGAAGACCUAUUUAGAUCAGUUUCGCAAGUAAAACAAGAUACCAUAGUGGUUCGUUCAAGAGCAAACGACUUAUUUAAUAGAGCUAACGAUUUCAAAUCAUCAGCUGAACGCAUAACCAAUGAAAGUUUAGAACUUACUUCCGAGUUAAAACAGCUCUUAUCGAAUACAUCUAACACUCCGGCCGAUGUAAGGACUUUAGCGCAAGAUAUACUCAAAUUAUCUAUUAGCAUAGAACCCAAAGAAAUUACUGAAUUAUCACAUCGAAUUAACUCUACUGUAUCGCAACUAACAAAUAUAGAAAACAUCAUAAUUGAAACAAAGCCAGACUUAGAAAGAGCCAAAGCGUUAAAACUGAAUGCUACUGUGGUGAAUCAAUCGGCAAAUCUGACAUUAAAAAUGGCUAAUAAAGUUUUGGAGGCUUUGGAUGAAGCUCAAGCUGCACAAAAUGCUGCAGAAAAUGCAAUUAACAAAGCUAAGAGUGACAUUGAUGCAGCCAAAGCAGAUUUAGUUCCAAUAGCUAUGGAGACAGAGCAAGCACAAAAGAAAGCGAAUGAAACAAAAGAUGCAGUUGAAGGCCUACGACUCUGUCUUUCAGGUUUACAUAAAGAUAUCCUAAAAAUAGAAAGUGAUGCAGAACAAGUGAAGCAGGAGGCAAACGAUGUCGUUAAUAGAGCUGAAAUGGCUGAACAAAAGGCAAGACAGCUUAGACAAGACAUCAAACAGACUAACAUGUCCCUUGCAGAGCGCGCAAGUCAGACAUAAAAUUCUAGAGAGCGAGCGCAGCUUUUACUAAACCGUGCUACAAAACUCGCUAGCGAGACACAGUCGCAACUUAAAGUGCUAGCUAACAAGACAUGGAAGAGCUGUAUAACGAUCAUAACGCCCAACUUAACACU